Messenger RNA from Botrytis sinoallii, 3828 nucleotides. RefSeq lists its product as uncharacterized. NCBI's taxonomy places the organism in Eukaryota, Fungi, Ascomycota, Leotiomycetes, Helotiales, Sclerotiniaceae. The transcript has 4 exons. Bases 1 to 3552 code for a protein of 1183 amino acids. The record is from RefSeq and is a predicted model, not a curated record.
AUGAUGGAGCAAAUGAACGGCGUGGAUGUGAGUUGGAUGACACACAGCUCAAGCAACAAAGACCCAAAACGACCUCGUAUGGUUCCGAAUGCGUCUGGCUCACAAGGGAAAUCAAGUCCGCCCCCACAGAAUGGCUCUACCCCUCCAAAGAAUGAAAACGAGCCCGAAGUUGUAACGACUCCACAGCCGAUUCCAAAUCGACCUGGCGUGGCUAGAAAUACCUCCUCGGAAAGGAUCGUGACGACUAAUGGCACACCACCUAAAGCAUCUACAUCACCUAACAUGUCCCGCAGAAACUCGUGGUUAUCGAGCAUAUCCUCAAAGUUCUCGGGUUCACCUUCUUCCAGCCAUACGAGCGUAUCCCCAAGUACUUCACCGGCAGCUUCUCCUGUAGAACCUCCGGUACAAAGACCUGCAGGACCUAGUGCGCCCAAAAACGCGGUGCUAGUACAUGGGGUGAAGGAUGAUGGCGAUGCACCUUACGUUCCAGCGCCUCCGCGGAAUGGACCCAGCUUCUUACAGAGUGCCUUGCGAAGGCUGUCAUCUUCGGGUGGGCAAUUGUCUGGAUCAGCCAGAGGCCACCAUGGAUUGUGCGAAAGAAAGGUUCUGAACGUCGAUCAUCACCGGGAAAGAUGCCCCGUAUCUGGGCUCGAACAGUCAAAACUAAGAAGGGUAGCUUUCUGUGUAGAUGUUGAGAUAGCCAGCGGUCCCCGUUAUAUGGACGAGGAAGAGUCCGAUGAAAUCGAUAAUAAAAAUAAAGAAAAGAUGAAGCGAUCCAAAGAAAAGGGAGAAGGCGCUGCGUUGAAGAAUCCAAACAACUCUAUGUCCGAGAUGGAACAAGACGAUACUUCGAAAACAAAUGUUAGCAAACCUGAUGAAAAACUCGCCGAAAGUGCUCAGCCAAAGGCCUCAGAAAAUACACCAGAGGCUGCAGGAUCCUCUCCACCGAUUGAAAAAGACAAUACCAAAAAGAAGGAGAAGAAGAAGCGUAGCGAAGAAGAGCGUAAAGCGAGAAAAGAGAAGAAACGAAGGCUUGCUGAGGCAAAUGGUACAAUCCCAGUUGAGUUGAAGAUUGAUGAGAGUGAUAGUUCACUCUCACCCACCUCCAAUACCGCCACUCCAAAAACCCACACUUCGCCUACCACGGACCCUGUUCGAAUCUAUAGAAGAUGCUGUCAAUUAAGAGAAACGCCAAUAUUAAAGAGAAUUGUUGAGCAGCUCACAGCCUCAGUAGCGACGGCUGCAAUACCUGGUCUUGUUGCCAAAUUGGAUCUCUCGGGUUAUUGGCUACAAUUACCAGACCUUGUCACCUUGGGAGACUACUUAGCUGUGGUUCCCGUGAAAGAACUGAUAAUGGAAAAUUGUGGACUUACUGACGAAGGUGUUCGUGUCAUUUUGGCUGGUCUUUUGGCCGCCAAGUUACCAACAUACGGUAGAAAAUCUCACACUCGUAAAGAGGGCCAAUAUCCUCAGGGUGGUAUAAUCGAAUCGCUAGUAUUUAAAAACAAUAACAAGAUUAGUAAAGAUGGUUGGCGGCAUAUCGCUCUGUUUAUUAAUAUGUGCCGGUCACUGAAAGUUCUGGAUUUGUCAAGGAUUCCUUUCCCCCAGGAUACUACUACACCAACGACCGGCUCUGGGCAUCUAAAGAAAACGGAUAGUAACACGAGUCAAACGAGCAACGAAGUCUCUUGCUUAUUAUCCAAGGCUAUUGGAGAUCGACUCGCUGGUCCAGAAUUCGAACUCUUGAACCUGGGCCAUUGUGGUAUCAACAGCGAGCAAUUAGAUGGGUUAGUUGAUGGAAUUAUAAAAUCGGGCUUACGAAGACUUGGUCUUGCGGGUAAUGGGAUUACGUCAGUAGGGAUGGAACAUGUUGCUAGAUGGAUAAAAUUCGGCAAGUGCGAAGCUCUUGAUCUCGUUGGUAAUGAUCUCAAAGAUUCUAUGGAGAUCGUAGCGAAUGCCCUUGACGAAGACAACAAAAUUUAUGCCUUGAGCUUGGCAGACUGUAAUCUUAAUCCGGAUUCGCUGUGGCCUCUUUUCCCAGCCCUGGCAAAGCUGAAGAACUUCAAGUUCAUCGAUUUAUCGCAAAACCAUGAUCUGUUCGAGUCGAAUCCCAGUGCACUUUCUCUUCUGCGCAGAUACUUACCACGUUUGCCUCAACUCAAGCGGAUACAUUUGACUAAUGUAUCCAUGACCCCUGAACAAGCCAUCGCCCUUGCAGAAAUCUUACCAGAGAGCCCCAGUCUUGCGCAUGUGACUCUUAUGGAAAACACGCAACUAGCUGCUCUUGCAAAUGCGAAAGACGAAGCAAGUCAGGAAGAGGCUUGCGCAUUAUAUGCCUCGUUGAUGGCCGCGGUCCGAGUCUCUCAGUCAAUUGUAUGUAUUGAUAUUGAAGUUCCGUCAAACGAUUCGUCCGAAAUUGUUAGGGCCUUGGCUAAGCAAGUUGUUGCUUACUGUCUGUGGAAUAUGGAACGCGGCCCAGUUGCAGAAAUCAGUGAAGCUGUUGCUGCAAUCUCUGAUCCCCAUGCAGCUGCCAACGGAAAAGACGUUGCAGUUCCCGAAGUAUUGUUACACAUUGUGGGGCACAUGGAGGGAGUCCAAGAGAAUCAUGAUGAUGAUGAGCCAGCACCUGAUGAAGAUUAUGUGAUUGGCGGGACAGGUGUGGUUAAAGCUUUAGGUAUCUGUUUACGAAACAAAGGCAAUGAUUCUAGGAGGCCAUCAAUGGAUCAAGCUAUCUCCGAAUUAUCUAGACCAAGCAGCAGCUCGGCCACCCCGAACAACCCUGUGAAAGGUGGCAAAGCCAAAGAUAUGUCGAAGAAUCUAUUGGGAAGUGCCAGGAAGAUUCGGGCUAGGUUACAACCUGCUCUAGUCAAGGAGUCGAAGGCCAGUGAUCAUCACAAUUACAACCGAUUACUGUUCCUUGAUCAUACAUUACAAAACAUGAUCAAAAGAUUUGAAGACGAAUUUCCUGAGACCCGCUUGUCACCAUCGUUACCCGACACGGAGCGAACAGCCAUGACGGAUAAUGCAUAUUCACUCCAAACUGAUUACGAAGGAUCAGACGUUGAACCCGAACCAAUCUUGGCUGAAAAUCAACCAUCAGAUGAAGAGGGAGGGCACGACGAGGGCGGAAUUCGCCCCACUCUAUCUCGUCACAAUUCCGAUGUCUCAUUGGCCUCCAAAGCACUUUCACAGGAAGAAGGCAGGAUGCAUCGUUUUGGGCAGAAAAUUCGUCGUAAUCUUAUCAAACCAGAAAGCGAGGACAAAUUACAUGGAACUACAGGACACGAAAUUCAACCAGCACAUCUACAAUUUUUAAGGUCUAUGGUUGAGGACCUACAAGGCGAAGACAUCAGAAACAAAAUAGAGACCCUAGGCCCAGAUGCGGUGAUAGCCGAGCUGAACAACGAAGCUAGCAUUCUUCGACGGGGACUCAUUGAGAAUGAUCCUGAAGGUUGGCAGAAAUUCAAAGAAAGUCAAGAAGCCAUGCAAAGAAAUUCAAGUGUAGCAAAUAUGGGCUCAAAUGGGAUGGUAUCUGAGAGUGCUAUCGAGUAAUAAAUUUUAGGUACUUUGUAUUUUGGACUUUGAAAUCACUUGCAUGUAUUUCAUCAGCAUAGAGUGGUCUUUUAUGCUACUUAUUAUAGUAUACUUCUUACAUAGCGUUUUAUUUAUUGGAUAAUAUGACGGGAAUGUGUAUUACUAAGGAGGAGAGUCUUUGAACAAAUCUUGUGGCGUUGAAUAGGGGAGGACAUUUGUGGUACAACCUGAGUCUUGAAUCAAGGAAUGUACAAGUAGAUUAGAUAAUAAGAAGCAUAAGUAGAUCGGCGCAUA